AUCGUCUCGCAGGAUAUGCGUCAUCGGGUGGCGACGGGUUUACGGGCUGUCGUGCUUCCCAUAUCCGCCAUCAUGAAAGCCGCGGAGUUGGUGGAAGAGCAAAAGGCGCCGAUGGAUGAAGAGACGCAGGAAGAGGCAGAGCUGAACGCAGAGGCGGCGGAGGAUCAGGAGGAGUCCGAGGAAGCGGCCUGCGACAGCAGCAAGAAGAAGAAGAAGGUAGUGCCGGGUAUUGUGUACCUGGGACACGUCCCGCCGCGAUUCCGUCCCCUGCACGUACGCAAUCUGCUCAGCGCCUACGGUGAGGUCGGACGCGUUUUCUUCCAGGCCGAGGACCGCUUUGUGAGACGCAAAAAGAAGGCAGCUGCAGCCGCAGGAGGAAAGAAGGCAGCUAAAUACAGCAAGGACUAUACAGAAGGCUGGGUGGAAUUCCGUGACAAGCGCAUAGCCAAGCGAGUGGCAGCCAGUCUACAUAACACGCCCAUCGGUGCCCGAAGGCGCAGUCCCUUCCGUUAUGACCUGUGGAACCUUAAGUAUUUACAUCGUUUUACUUGGUCCCACCUCAGCGAACACCUUGCCUUUGAGCGCCAGGUACGCAGGCAACGCCUAAGGGCAGAGGUUGCCCAAGCAAAGCGAGAGACUGACUUCUAUCUUCAAAGUGUAGAACGGGGACAACGCUUCCUUGCCGCUGAGGGGGAUGCUACUCGCCCGAAUAGUUCCUGGACAUUUGCACAACGUCCCACAGAGCAGGAGCUGAGGGCCCGGAAGGCCGCACGGCCAGGAGGGCGGGAACGAGCUCGCCUGGCUAAUGCCCAGGACCAGGCCAGAUCCAACAGAGGGCUCCUUGCCAGGAUAUUUGGAGCCCCUCCACCUGCAGAGAGCAAGAAAGAACCAUAGCCAGCAAGGGACUCCUGGUAGAAAGAGAAGCCUCUUCCGGUCUGCCUCCCACAGACUGUCCAGACAGAUGUUUUUUCUAUUCUGCAGACCAAGAGUCUGGUAAAAGACUUUUUUUGUUGGCCUCUUUUACCCACCGUGACCGAAUCCUGUAAGUUUCCAGCUGAGAACUUAGGCUUGCUAUCCAAGAUGAUUACUUCUGGUUGCUUGCCUCUUUCUCAAUGUGCCCCUAACAAUUUCUGGCUCCUGGAGUGGAUUUUCCUUCCAUUAGAGCAGCAGUGACAUACCAGUGUGGUCUAUGAUGUUCAUCCACUGUGGUGGGGCAGAAUUAACAGGAAUUGGGUUAGUGGCCCAAUUUGAAGUUUUUGUUUGAAAAUAAAAAAAAAAAAUAUUCUUGUAUGCUUUUUAGUUUUUAGGUGGGAAUUAUUGAAUGGGUUUCAAUUUCUUUUGAAGCCAAACAUGCUACUCAGUUACUCUAGCACAGGCAUGAUCCCAGUGCACCCCUGACUCUCAGUUAUUCUAGCAGAUAUGAGCCCAGUGCUCCUCACCUUCAAGUUCAGGCUAGUCUUGAGUCAUUCUGUAAGUUGCUCAGGUAAGCCCUGAACUUGAAAUCCUAUUUCAGCCUCCCAAAUAACUGGGAUUAUAGGUCUGUGUCAACAAACCUAGCUUCAAUGUUCUUAAAUAAGUAAAAUAAUUUUUUCUUUGUUCAAUAAAUAUCUUGAAAAGAUGUUUACAAGCUGUCAUGAACCCUAUUUUUAAAAAUGUUUCAAUACUCAUUUUGGUUCAUGUCUUAUGUACAAAAAUUGCCUAUGUGGUAAGAAAGACAUUUACUACUAGAUCUAGGGGAAAAAUUACUGCCGAUGUAUGAACCCUUCAUGGAUCUAGUCCACCUGCCUUUCCAGCAGGUGUUCUUAUCUCAGUCCAGCCUGCACUGUGGUUCUAUCACAUGGGCUACCUUCCUCAGCCCCUUCUGAAACUUCUCUUCCAACCCUCGUUCCCUCCCCUACAAGCUCAGGUGCAUUCAUUCUUCUUUGAAAUCAAGUCAAAUAGGGUAUCAGCUGGCUUCCCCACCUAAAGUGGGUGCUCUGUUUCUGUGGGGCUGGAGCAGUGUCAGAUUUCUGGGGUAGCAUUUCUCCUGUUUUACAGUUAUUGUUGAUAUUUGCUUUCCUGGUGUUACCAGGAAUGAAGAACAAACUUUAUCUUUAACUCCUUAUGGUUUCAGUUUGUUUGACAAUAAAUAUUCACUAACUCUCUGAGUUAUUUGAAGAGAGAUUUUAUAAAAAUCCUAAGUAAUAUGUUCUGCACUUUACCCAUGAUGUUUUCUUUGAUAACCAAUUCGGGAACUAUCAUCUACUUGUGACAGUGAUCACAAGUGGCAGAAAGUUCUUUGUCUAAAGAGUCACAUAGCUAAUAAAAAAGGAGAGUUACAUCUCCAUCAGGGUCUCUGUUUAAACCUAUUCUUUCCACAUUAAGCCUCUUCUACAGCAACAGUGGUAAGAACAGUGAAAGUUAAUGGAACACAGUAAUCUGGUUCUGCUGUGUGACUAGAGCAUAGUAAUGAAACAUUGACAAAACCAAGUGUUAGCUGGGCUUUGUGUAAGCCUUUAAUCUCAGUACUUGGGAGACAAAGACAGGCAGAUCUCUGAGUUUAAGGCCAACCUAGUCUACAUGGUAAGUUCCAGGACAGCCAGGCCACAUUGUCUCAAAAACAAGAAAGAAAGAACCAAGUGUUACUGGAGAUGCUUCAAAAAUAACACUGGAAAGCAAUGAGCAUUUUCUAUUUUGUAGAUAAAUUUCUGAUUUCCAAGGUUGGGUAUUUAGGGUUCCUACCCUGUCCUGUGGUGGAAAGUGGAGCCUGCUACCUCAACUGUCUUAAAAACUGCACUUGUAAGGCAGUGUGGAGUCAUGUGCGGUUAAGGUCACUGUGCCCAUAUUUUCUGAAUCUCAGCUGGCAAUACAGGAUGUGGACUAGCUUGCUUCUAUGACGGUUUUCCCUGGAAAUUAGUUAUAACCUGAUGUGGGAUAAAUGUAAGGAACAGUGCUUUUGUUUUUUAAAUUGGUCUUUUUAAAAAUAAAUUAUUUUUAUUUUA
This is a messenger RNA of Cricetulus griseus (Chinese hamster), 2981 nucleotides long. The record is from RefSeq and is a predicted model, not a curated record. NCBI's taxonomy places the organism in Eukaryota, Metazoa, Chordata, Mammalia, Rodentia, Cricetidae.